Zophobas morio is the source of this 1525-nucleotide messenger RNA. RefSeq lists its product as uncharacterized. The transcript has 2 exons. Lineage: Eukaryota; Metazoa; Arthropoda; Insecta; Coleoptera; Tenebrionidae. The record is from RefSeq and is a predicted model, not a curated record. Bases 466 to 1344 code for a protein of 292 amino acids.
AGCAAACACGCCUAUAAACUAGUCCACGUGGACUGUUUGUUUCCUGUCAUAUUUUAGUUUGCUUGAACCAAUUGUGUUGCACCAAACGGUUAUUACACUUGUUGAAAUAAAUUUUCAAACUUCCAUCUUUCUCUAGAUCAUCUGUUUCGUAGUUGUGUGACAAAUCGUUUGUCGUAGAUAGAAAAUAGUAAGAUUACAGUGACCCUAAGAUUUUGUGCAAACAGCCUUAAAUACACCCCUGUGUGAUAUGACGCGUGCCGUAGUGACAGAACUUGCAAGCCGUCGUCGGUUUCGUUUGAGCCGGUUUUAUUUUAUUUUUAUUCGCAAAUCUCGACUCUAUGGACGGCUACAAUAUCUAUGCAGGCUACUAUACAACAUAACUAUACCAAUUAUUACUGACAGCUUAAAAAUACUUAGAAAACUACACUGGAUUGAAAAUUUAAGUUUUGUAUCAGUGAAGAAAUUAUGGAUAUCAUCCAGGAUCUUCUACUCUAUGGGGAUACCGACAGUAUCAGCGACUAUUUCUUCUACAAAUCCCUGGAGAAAGUUUUAGCAGAGAAAAGGCAACUAUAUACGCGUGUUCCUUUUGAUAUUCACAAGGUAGAAAUCGGUAAUUUUAAAUACCUUUGCCGGUUUGACAAGGAAGAUAUUGUAAAACUGCACAGAGCUCUACAACUGCCACAUCGAUUCGAAACUGAAGACAGACAUAUCAUUGGGGGAGUGGAAGGUUUGUGCCUUUUGCUUCGGAGAUUUGCCUACCCAAAUAGGUUGAAAGAACUGCAAAAUGAAUUUGGUUUGCAAUACUCGAGUCUCAGUAAACUAGUGAAAUUGAUUUGUCAUUUUGUUUAUAUGAGGUGGAGCAAAUUGCUGCUGAACUUUGAAGAAAAUAAGUGGCUGACGACUGAUUUUUUGAAAGAACUGGCACUGCUGGUGCACGAGAAAGGUGCUCCGCUAACAAAUUGUAUUGGAUUCAUAGAUGGAACAGCUCGAUCCACCUGCCGACCAACUAGAAUGCAGAAGGAGCUAUAUAGUGGCCACAAAAGAGUGCACUGCCUCAAGUUUCAAGCUAUAACUUUACCCAAUGGUUUAAUAUUACAUUUAAGCCAGCCAUAUCCUGGCAGACGUCAUGAUUCCUUCAUUUUAAAAGACACACAUAUACUGCAACAAUUAAGAUUGUAUUGUCCAACAUUUUGCCUCUAUGGUGACGAAGGCUAUCCAUUAAAAUCCCAGUUGAUAAGACCAUACUCGAAUACCAGAUUAACUGAGCAGCAGCAGCUGUUUAAUAAGAAAAUGUCAAGAGUAAGACAAUGUGUGGAAUGGAGCUUCGGUAAAAUUGUGCAAUAAUUCGCCUUCGUCGAUUUUAAAAAAAAUCAGAAGCUUCUGCUGCAGCCUGUGGGCAAAUAUUAUUUCGUAGCAACUUUGUUAACCAACGCCCAUUCCUGCAUUUACGGUAGCUUAACUUCAAAAUACUUUAAUAUUGACACUCCUGAUUUGUUUGAGUAUUUUCAAUGAACUCUAUAUUACU